AUAUUAUAUCAAAUUGUUUUUCAUUUAUUUAAAAUUACAUUAUCAAAUAGAACCUUUAUCAUUUGUAUUGCAAUAUGUAUAUUAGGAAAUAAUCAAUCAUAAUUAACAUGUAUUUCAUUUAACAUAAAAGUGUUCGUAAUGGUUAUGCAAUUUAUAGUCAAUAGUUUAAAUGGUGUAAAUUUAAAUACAUAACAACAUUUCAUAACAGUUAAUACAUUAGAAGGUUCAGAAUCAUUGACAACAUACUGUCCUUAGUAAAAUAUUUACAAAGUCUUCAUGAUGAAAUAAGAGCGGCAAUCAAUUUUUAUUCAUCGUCAUUUAUAUACGGGUAUCACGUGUCAUUAACCUGGCAACUGCCAUGGUAACUACAACACACCUCUAUCAAUCAAUAUGUACCUUUUAAAGUAUGUUAGAACAGUAACAAUGAUACUGUUGGUUAAUCAAUAACAAAACUGGAAAUGUUUAUUUAAUAUAGAACAGCCUUUUAUGAAAUAAAUACAUGUAUAUAGUAUAUACCCUUAUUUCGAAAUACUGAUUGUCGCAUCGAUUGGUUUAUAUAAGUUAUAUUUUGAUCGGUGUUUCUGUCCACCUAUUGUAGUUUGUAUAUACUAAAAAAAAACUAAACUGCGGAUAGUGUUUAUAUUGUGAUUGGACUACAUAUUUGACCUAGUUUUGACAGUAUUUUUUUCUCUUUUUUUGCAGUUUUAUAAAUCCGCCGAUCGUCGCUAAAAAGUGUGUAAGAUUGUAAAAAAUAUUGGAUUAAACUUAGUAGACAGUUCAGCAUACCAAUAUGGGAAAAGGAACAGGAAAUAAUAACCCAAGAAAGUUUAUUGGUGACCAAUAUUUCUGUGAGGUGUUUAUAUUUGCGUUCUUGGCAGCAAGUAUAACACUUUCAAGCAUGAGCAUAGGGAUGGAUGAUGGAGGAACAUUUCCGUAUCAAUAUGCAUAUUCUGGAUUUGUUUUAGCACCUAUCCUCCUUGUGAACCUGAUUUCUAGAAUAUAUGUUGUCCAUGCUGUUGAGAAAAAGGGUUUGACAAGAAAGAACAUUAUAGAAAUACUAUCUAAAACAACUAUAGGCAGUAUCAUUUGGCCAUGGUCCUGCCGAGUUGGGAUGAUGUGGUGUAUUCCUGGUACAAUACUAUCAGGUAUAGGUGGCGUCAAUUGUGGCAUAGAUAAGGACAAUAACACUGUUAAAGUGAGAAAUAAUUGUUAUUAUGAUAUCAAUGGUGAACACGCGGACAUGUACAAAGGUCUUGCUGUUGGAUUGGUCAUUUUGCACAUAUUUUCAUUUGUCUACUUGUUGCUUAGUAACUGCCCUGUUCAUACAGUUCUCGAACAGAUAAAAGAAGAUCCUAAACCGGCAAGAAAUGCAAGAAGGCAGCAAAAUACUACGAGUCCCACAACUCCUUCAGCGAGUGGUACACCUCUUGCUGCAAGUGGUACAACUGUUGCAUCUUCUAAUGGGAGGAGAAAUGAAAGCGAUUUGACAACUACGAUGCAACGACUUGAAGCCAGGAUACAAGAGAUUGAAAAUAGAGAAAGAACUGCUCAAGCGUCUGGAUUCAGUGGAAUAGUCGCACCACCAUCUUACAGUCAGUUAAUGGCAGAAUCUAUUGAAAAGAACUCUGGGGCCCAUCCUGUAUAAGCCAUUUUUGUUUUUGUUUAAAGUAAAUUUUGUACUGUUGUAUUUGUUCAAAACUCAUAGUGUCGACACAUCUAUGGAUGUAACAAGAUUUCAAGUUAUAACAUAUGUGAAAAUUAAAUGGUUAUAUUAUUUGUAGGAACAUAUUGGAGUUUUACCACGUCUGUGACACAGUCAAUAAUGCUGAGCCUUGAACAUUUUCAAAAAUUGAUUGUUUUGUGAUUUUGUAUUUUUAUUUAGUUUGUUAUUGUUUUCUUUCAAAGAAACUUUUGUGUUUUAUUUGUUAUUGGUAAAUUGUGUAUGUCGGUAUUGAUUAGGUAAAAUUAACCCAUGAUUUUUUUUUUAAAUUGAGAUAUAGGAAGAAUAUAAGAGAGAUUGAAUAUGAAUUGAAAUUUAUCAAAACAAAACAGUGCUUUACGACAACAUUAUAAUUCGCAUAGUUUAUAGUAUCCUAUUGAGAUAUAAUGAUUUAUUGUCAUUAAAAUAUCAUAAUGAAACUCUGCAAUGUUACUUGGUCAUUACUUUAAUGUGUGAACAAAGAUCUACAGUUAUACAUACAUUUUGAAAAAUAAAUUGCGGAGACAGAUAUUAAGGAAAGGUAACUUUACUGCAUUUCACAAAACAAGUUAAUGACAGGUCACACAGUUUUUUAUACUAACAACAGGACAUAACUAAAUAACAUACCUGUUCAUUUAUACUUCGCUCAUCAAUAUACAUUGAUAUUAAUUUUGUUUUAAUACUUACAAAGCUGUUCAAUAUCUAGCUACGUGAUUUUCUUAAAUAUCAUUUAAUAUUUUACUAUUUCUUAAUCAUAAUUGCCCGUAAUUCAUUGAGAAAAAAUCACUUUGAUGAAAUAUGAUUUUUCUAAUGAUUUCCUUACUGAAAAUGCACAUUCACGACAAAAACAUGAUUAAAUCUAUCACAUUGAGAUAGACAAUUCCUUAAAAUAUACCAUUUUUAUUGUCAGAUGACCAAAACUCAAUAUUUCAAAAACUAAUUUAGGUACAGUAUUUACUAAAAAUCAUUUCUUUACUAUAAGAUUCAAUCAAGUUGAGUUAAACAACAUCUAAAUUGAGCACCUACAUAUACAUGCGCGUAAAUCAUCCAAGAUUGCAUAUUUCAAUCAUUUUUAUUUA
Messenger RNA from Ruditapes philippinarum (Manila clam), 2778 nucleotides. RefSeq lists its product as uncharacterized. Lineage: Eukaryota; Metazoa; Mollusca; Bivalvia; Venerida; Veneridae. The transcript has 5 exons. Bases 791 to 1645 code for a protein of 284 amino acids. The record is from RefSeq and is a predicted model, not a curated record.